Peniophora sp. CBMAI 1063 is the source of this 687-nucleotide messenger RNA. NCBI's taxonomy places the organism in Eukaryota, Fungi, Basidiomycota, Agaricomycetes, Russulales, Peniophoraceae. The record is from the annotation of a GenBank genome assembly.
AUGUCCUCGCGGCACGACUCGCGCAGACGCGACCGCAGCUGGGAACGCGACGAGAGGAGUAGAGACUACGACCGGGACCGGUACUCUUCAAGAAGGAGAAGGGACAGUCGGUCCAGGAGUCCACCAAGGCGUGGUGGCGAUAGGCCUCGACCUCCGGACCCACGGGAUGGUAGGAGGGAUGACAAAAGGGAUUAUGGACGCGACAGGGACGACGACCGGAGGGACAGGGACAGACGCGGUGGAUCAGGCAGGGAUCACGACCGUGACCGGCUUGACUAUGGUCGUGAGCGAGAGAGGGACGACAGGAGAGAUGACCGACGCGACCCUGGACGUCGACCUCUAGACCGGGAGUCUGAGAGGGACCGGUUCAGGCAGACGGACGCGGGGAGUGCUCAAAGGACACCAGAACCUUCAGGCAGCAUGGGUGGGAAGGGACAUUUCGAACGACCCGAAGGAACUUCGUUACAGCCGUCUGAGGAUGGCGAAGAAGGCGAAGCUAUGGACGCCGUUGACGACGAUGAGGCCGCUAUGAUGGCAAUGAUGGGCAUGUCCGGGUUUGGCACGACUAAGGGCAAACAUGUCUCGGGCAAUCAAGAAGGCGCCGUGAACAUUAAGAAGCAACGGACAUGGCGUCAGUACAUGAAUCGUCGUGGUGGCUUCAAUCGUCCUCUCGACAAGAUCAAGUAG